Paecilomyces variotii is the source of this 3687-nucleotide messenger RNA. RefSeq lists its product as hypothetical. The record is from RefSeq and is a predicted model, not a curated record. NCBI's taxonomy places the organism in Eukaryota, Fungi, Ascomycota, Eurotiomycetes, Eurotiales, Thermoascaceae. The coding region runs from base 1 to 3687 and encodes 1228 amino acids. The transcript is spliced from 3 exons.
AUGGCAGCUCCAGGUGGGAACAAGCAUGCGUUAUCCAGCUGUGUGUCCUUUGGUCGUCUUUGUCUUCUUGGUCUCAUCCUUUUUACGCUCCUUAUUUUAUGCUCUCAGCAGGUCCCUGCGGAGAUCAGCAGCAAAUAUGUGAUUCGACCACGAGAAGACUCAAGAUCGCCUCGGGCGGAUCCAGAUAUAGUUGGAUAUGUAUUUGCAGCUGCAAGAGGUCUUAGCGACAUAUCGAAGGAAGUUUCUGAGCGCUUCGAUUUGCCAACAGUGAGGUCUGCCAGCAUUCACCUUGACCGCGUACUGGCAGAGGCUACUAGAUCACAACGGAAAAACACCAAACGUGGUUUUCUGGGUGAUCUCUUUGGAGGAGGAUCAGAUUCAUCAAGUAACAGUGAUGACUUCCUAAGCGGCCUCAAAGGCAUUCUCUCGGGAGGACAACCGACGUCCAACUCAUCGGGCAGUGGCAUUCUCGAUGAUCUCCUUCAAAAAGGCGUAGGGUCGCUGUUUUCCGGGUUUACUGGUGGAUUGGACAAUCUUGCGGUCUCCUUAGGUGUUGGUCUGGGUGCUGGGACGGCCCAGGGGCUUAACCUCAGUACGCAGAACCAGAUAUCUACAAUGGCUAGCUCUGCAGCUGUGAUGAAUGGGGCGAAACCAACGGGGUUAAACCAAUUGACAACAAAAUUCGGAAGUGGCUUGACAGCUGCUAUUGUCCCCUUGGCCAUUAAAGCCUUGCCACUGAAUGGACAGACGGAUUUUGGUCAGGUCGCCUUCACGCUUGCUCAAGGUAUAGGUAAUGGGACAUCAUCAGGCUUGCGGCUAACGAACAGUACGUUCUCACCGCAGAGGGGUUCCGACUUAUCGACAUUGGCGGGCAAUCUGGGACUUGGUCUUUCCGAGCCGAUUGCGGGAAGUGUCAAUAUCAGUAAGAUACUGAGCUCUCUCAUGCCAUCAAAUCAACAAAGUCUUGGUCAGGCUGCCUUUUCCUUAGCCCAGGGUAUAGGUAAUGGAACAUCAUCUGGUCUCAGACUCAGCAAUGCAUCUUUUGCCCCAGCCAACGGAUCCGAUCUUUCGUCUUUGGCAGGAAAUGUCGGCCUGGGACUCUCGGAGCCAAUUGCACGAAAUGUGAAUAUAAGUCAACUUUUGGGAUCGGUUAUGCCAUCCAACCAGCAGAAUCUGGGUCUAGCCGCCUUCGCUUUGGCACAGGGCAUAGGAAAUGGGACAUCGUCAGGAUUACGACUUUCCAAUACUUCCUUCCAGCCGCAGAAUAGUUCAGAUCUCGCUGCCUUGGCUGGCAACCUAGGGCUUGGGAUAUCAGAACCAAUAGCAAGAAACGUCAAUAUUUCAUCCCUCUUUAACUCAGCGGUGUCAACAAGCAAUCUCAACAUCGGCCAGGCGGUCUUCUCAUUAGCACAAGGGAUAGGAAACGGCACUUCAUCAGGUUUAGGAUUGAGCAAGAAACACUUCUCCCCAUCCACUAGCUCGGACCUUGCGUCUCUGGCCGGUAACGUUGGACUAGGAAUAUCCGAACCCAUCGUUGGCAGUGUCAACCUAUCUAAAGUCCUGAACUCAGCCAUCUCCACGGAUGGACAGCAGUCACUCCUAGCACAGCUGCCUGGCGUGUUAGGAGGAGCAGGGAAAGGUUUAGGGGAGGGCGCUGCCCAAGGUCUGGGAAUCUCGAAGUCGUCUCCCGCAAAUACAUUAUCCGCAAGGUCCAACGGAAGUGUCGAUAUACCGGGCUUCGCAGAGCUUUUUACUAGAAGCCUAUCAUCCUCCUUUCUGGGAUCAGCAAACCUAUCCACGAUAACUGCAGGAGCCGGUAAUAUACAGGAGUCGCUUGUUUCGCAAUUACCUGGCGUAGCCAGUGCUCUCGGAACAGGACUCGGUCAAGGAAGCGCCCAAGGCCUUGGACUGGUUAAAGCGUCAGCCCAAAUAGCAGCUCGAGAUUCCUCUUCGAUAAAUGUUCCCUUAGUGGUCCAAGAUUUCGCACAGAGUCUAUCGUCAUCUUUUCUCUCAACUGCGAAUCUAUCCGACAUCACAAGCCAGAUUGGAGGCCAGAACCCUCUUGGCAAUUUCAGUAUAGACCAGAUCCUCCAACCUGCUGCUUUGGGUCUAGGCAGCGGACUUGGGAAAGGGGCAGCAAUAGGGCUCGGGUUGAAAAAAGCAGAAAACACAGCAGAUGCCACAGACUCCUCAGCUUCUGGCUUGGACGUGGAAGCCAUCACGAGCGACUUCGCUCAGGGAUUGUCCCAGUCGUUCCUUGCCAAUGGUACUCUCAACAACUUGAUGUCUCAGUCUGGAAACCUGCUAGGAGAUUCGACUAUAAACCUGGGCAAAGUUGGAGAAGGACUAGCCCGAGGAUUAGUUGGAGGAGCAGCUGAUGCCAUCGACAGUGCCGGAGGCCUGCAAAACAUCAUCGAUGGCAACGGAGUUGUGAGUGUCAUCCCAAAUUCAUCCUUUGGACAGUCCGCCAUAUCAUUCAACGACUCCGUGGGAGGCGCAGCAGCCGGGUUCGGUCGAGGACUCGGAGGGGAGGGAGUUGCUCUUCUGGUGUCCUUACUUCACAAUGGCACCACGGGAUCGACUCAAGCUGCCACUGUGAAAAGAAGAGAUGACUCUCCUUUUCUCAGGCUCACAGGACCUACAACCCCAAGUCCAAUUGGACACCCAGACCUAACGAGAACAGUCCAUGCAAAAAGAGCGCAAACAGGCGGCAUAUUCUCAACCAUAAACAUCACACUCAUAGACAGCCUAUUACAAAAGUCCUCCGAUGCACUCACAUGCGAGGGCAUAGGAGGUCUUUUCGGUGUCCUAAGCGGACUGAUGGCAAGCAAGACUCUCCCCCAAAGCAUAAGCUCCACUGACGACCUCAAUUCAUCUGCUCUCGGUCUACCAACUACCCCUGUUACUAUCCAGAAUUCAGGAAACGAGUUCAAUAUCGAUCUGCAGAAAAUCACUCUUUCAGUAAACGGACUUUCGGUGGUCAAAUUCGCAGUUCUCACUGCGCUACAUGUUCUAUUCGUCAUAUCAGCAUAUUUCUUCAUCCUCCCUUCCAUUCUCUCCCUUCAUCUAAUCGAACGCAUCGCCCAACUAAGCAACAAGCCAUUAAGAACCAACAAAUCAAAACGCUGGAGUAAAUAUCUCGAAUACUUCAUCUAUCUCCCCUUAUCCAUCUCCGGAACUAUCCUCGGUAUCAUCGGGAUGGGUUCCUCUCGCCAUCUUCGCACCGCUCACGGAAUCAUAGGACUAAUAACACUAAUCCUAACGAUCCUCUCUUUCGCCUUCUCGCAUGCUAUCACCAUGAUCUUCGAAAAUAACAAUAAAGCUAAAGCGAAAAUCACAACUAUCAGCACAGUCAUGACAUAUACCCUCCUCGGUAUAUCUUUUCUAGCUAUGAUAUCAGGCUUUUCGGAUCUUCGGUCCUUUUCAUUCUGUAUUCUUCAGAAUAUCCCGCUUCCGAUCCUCGUGGGGAUUGGGGUUGGGAUCGUGGGCGGCGUUAAUGCGUUUGGGACGUUAUUGGGUGUUAAAUGGUGGCUAGAGAGACGGGGGGUGCAGCAGGGGAAGGAGAAGGGCGGUGAUGAUUCUGAGAGAGAUAGGAGGAAGAUGGUGGCUAUUAGUCGGCCAAUGCCUAUGGCUGCGUCUGUGAUGGAGGAGGUUCGAGUUGGGAAAUCGAGGUUUUCGGAUGGAUGA